AUGACCGACUACACGUAUGAAACAUCUCCAUCCAUUAAAGUGUCCUCUCCGUUUCAGCAUGUUCUCCUUGUAGAACUUCAAAGGUUAUGGACUGAACUUGGACAAGUAUUUGACAAAAUCGACAAGGACGGUGCAGUUCGCGCCGUUGUUCUCGCCUCUGCGUUCUCAAAGAUCUUCACAGCCGGUCUUGACCUGACUGAUGCGGGCUCAAUUACCUCUGACGCGGACACCGACCCGGCGCGCAAAGCUCUCAGACAGCGAGACCAUCUUCUCAAAUUCCAAUCCGCUAUUUCCGCCAUUGAACACUGUCGUGUCCCUGUCAUACUCGCUGCGCAUGGACUAGUACUUGGACUUGGAGUCGACAUUGCUUGUGCAUGUGAUGUUCGAUAUGCUUCUGAGGAUACUCAAUUUUGCAUUAAAGAAGUUGACGUAGGCCUUGCAGCAGACAUCGGCACCCUUGCUCGUCUUCCAAAAAUCGCUGCCAACUUCUCCCUCACGAGCGAACUCGCAUACACUGCACGUCCUUUCGGACCUUCCGAAGCCCAAGCACUCGGAUUCAUCUCUCGCGUAGUUCCUGGCGGACGAGAUGAAGUCAUAAAGGCUGCUGUGGAGACUGCUUCAAAGAUUGCUGAGAAAUCUCCUGUUGCAGUAGCUGGCACGAAGAGAUUCUUGCUGCAUGCGAGAGAUCAUAGUGUGGCGGAUGCCCUGGAAUAUCAAGCGACCUGGAACGCUUUUGCUCUGCAAGCAUCAGACCUGAAAGACUCAUUCGCAGCGUUCAAGACUAAGAACAAGCCGGAGUUUAAGAAUCUUCCUAAGCUUUAGGGAUGAGUUGACAUAAUAUGGGCAGUUCACGUAAAGCUUCGAGAGCGUUGUGUAACUCGAAAAAAUAUUCAGCAGUCCAGGGAGUCAUUUUGGGAAACUACUAAACUAGUUAAGGUAGAGGCACGAUAAACUCGACAAGCUGCGUGACGCACGUGACUUAACCCUACUUGCCUUAUGUAGCUUCAACAAAGUUGAUCGAACUAGUACUACAGCAACCCUU
Fomitiporia mediterranea MF3/22 is the source of this 1042-nucleotide messenger RNA. Its product is annotated as ClpP/crotonase. NCBI's taxonomy places the organism in Eukaryota, Fungi, Basidiomycota, Agaricomycetes, Hymenochaetales, Hymenochaetaceae. Gene Ontology annotation, cellular component: mitochondrion. Gene Ontology annotation, molecular function: delta(3,5)-delta(2,4)-dienoyl-CoA isomerase activity. The transcript is spliced from 7 exons. The record is from RefSeq and is a predicted model, not a curated record. Bases 1 to 822 code for a protein of 273 amino acids.